CAUUAAAGGAUCCCUAAACGCAAACAGCUCCACUAAAGAACAGCCACUCCCAGGUGAAAGCAUGCAGGGCUUCUAACGUCCAUUCCUGGACCUGAAUUAUGCACCUGAAGCUGCACUGAGACUAGCCGGACUGAUAGGAUAACUCUGGCUGGGAGGAAAGGAAUCUAAAGGGACCAGUCUGCCAGCUGCUCUACACCGACGAACACCUUGUUCACCUGAACAAGUAAUUAAGCUUCAUUAUAUAUCUGACAUCGCAAAGUGUUUCACAACAAAUACAACCAAAGCCACAAGUUCCAAAACACAAGAAGUACAAGAUCAGAUGCAUUUCCAGGAGCAUUUUCACACUAAUCUGAGCACUACAGCGUGAACAGAGAUGCUGCCAUCACUGCUGGAAACUAAGCAAACAGAGGCAAUGCUGGCAAUUUUAGAGCAGUGGGACCAGCUGUCCGGGUCUUACACAGACAACACUCACAACUAUUUCCUACUUUUGCUUUUUAAGAGUGCAAUGGACACAGCGGCCUUUUGCUUAUGCAGCUGUAAACAGUACAAAUCCCCUUUAAGCAUGUGCAGCCUGUCCAUUGCGCUGGCUGACUUGGUGAUGGUGUUCUUUGUGGCCACCGUGUGGUUUCUGAGAGCUGAAGGCUCUUCUGUAUCGCUCUGCUUCUUCUUGGCUCAUGCUUCAGCAACAUUUACAGCCCUGCCGCUGCCCAUGAUGAGCCUGGGUUUGUUGGACUAUUGUUUAGAGGAUACAUAUGUCAACCACCACAGAACCUUCUGCAAACUCCUCAGGAACGUGCUCCUAACACUGCUGGUGUGGGCGCUCGCCAUUAUUUACUCUUUUCACACGGUCAGUGCCAAGCCCAUGAAGCUGUACGAGGAGAAGGGUAUGACGGCUCUGAUGUGUGAAGUGGGAGAGUCAUCGCUGAUCACCUAUUUCAUUCUGGGGCUUUUCUGCGCGUUACUUUUUAUCAUACUGCCAUUUUGGUCAAGGAUUCCCCAGUGGGUGAUGGAGGCUGAUAGGUUAUCCAACGCAAGGACUGAACACAAGAGCAAGAAGAGCGACUUGAUGUUCACUUCAACCCCCAGCCUGGAGACAAAAAGCAGCGAGGAGAAUCACCUGGAGGUGACCAACGGGCAGCGACCGCCUCUGUGGCUCAGCCUCACGCUGGGCUUCGGUGAAAUCUGGAUGGCUUAUCUGGCCACAUGUGUGGCCUGCAUGGUCUGUGGCCUCGGAGUACCUGCCUAUGUUUCUGUUAAUGUCCUGUGGUUGGAAUGCACCAACAGUCUCCUGGUAGGGUUGGUGUUCUGGGUGAAGAGCAAAACACGAGGGCCGUACAGUCAUCUACCUGAAAACGUGUGCUCGUGGAACGUUUACUGGCAUUUGAGCAAAGGAGUGCAGCAGAAGCAGCUCCCUGUAGCUGUGUUUAACCCACCAAAAGCCAAGAGAAACAAUGACUUCUAUGUGUAGGAGACCAGACAGCAGACACUGAAUAUCAUGAAAACCAGGGGAGUCAAACUCAUCUUAGUCCAGGUUCCACAUUCAGUCCAAUCUGACCUCCAGUGGACCGGACCAGUAAAACCACAGCAUAAUAAAAUACACAAAACCACAACUCCUGAUGGUUCCUUUGUUUUAGUGCAAAAUGUUCACAUUUAAGGAUUUUUUUUUUUUUGCAAACCAUCAUGAACAACCUGAAAUUUCUCAAGAAAAAUAAAUUCAUUUUCAGCAACA
Messenger RNA from Amphiprion ocellaris (clown anemonefish), 1729 nucleotides. Its product is annotated as probable G-protein coupled receptor 160. The coding region runs from base 374 to 1468 and encodes 364 amino acids. Gene Ontology annotation, cellular component: signaling receptor complex; plasma membrane. The transcript has 3 exons. The record is from RefSeq and is a predicted model, not a curated record. NCBI's taxonomy places the organism in Eukaryota, Metazoa, Chordata, Actinopteri, Pomacentridae.